Messenger RNA from Pseudocercospora fijiensis CIRAD86, 423 nucleotides. RefSeq lists its product as uncharacterized. The record is from RefSeq and is a predicted model, not a curated record. The annotation marks the transcript as partial. NCBI's taxonomy places the organism in Eukaryota, Fungi, Ascomycota, Dothideomycetes, Mycosphaerellales, Mycosphaerellaceae. The transcript is spliced from 2 exons.
UCGCAUGGUCGCGGAGGCGCAGGAAAUAUCAAUAACAAGCCGCCAGCGAAGCUCGAUGCAGAGGACUUGAAGACGCCGACGAUCAAGUCUAGCUUGUAUACCACUGGACGUGGAGGUUCAGGCAACAUGGCCAAAAACAACCCCGCCAACGCAGCCGAAACGCGCGCAGCACAAGACGUCGAAGCGCCAGCUCACCAUAUCAAAGACAUGCAAGGGACCUACCACUGGGGUCGUGGUGGUGAGGGGAAUAUGACGACUCUUGGCAAGUCAGGAGCGCAAGAAGCUCGCGAGAAAUCCAAAGAACGACGAGCGUUGAAAGAGAGGACAGCAAGCUCUGGAUCAAACGGGGGCAAGAAUCGAAGACCUAGCUUCCAGAGCGCGCUCAGCAAGGGUAAAGAGAUGCUUGGGUUGGGAGGUAAGAAG